This is a messenger RNA of Caenorhabditis remanei, 399 nucleotides long. RefSeq lists its product as uncharacterized. The coding region runs from base 1 to 399 and encodes 132 amino acids. The record is from RefSeq and is a predicted model, not a curated record. Lineage: Eukaryota; Metazoa; Nematoda; Chromadorea; Rhabditida; Rhabditidae. The transcript has 4 exons.
AUGUCAACCGACCAAGAGGAAUCCGCCGUCUGCAUUAUUAACAGCACCUUGCCAAAGUAUCAGCCAAACGUCUUUCUGUGCAACCCAGGAUCCUCGUGCUGUACUCGACGUGGUAUCAUUGCGUGCUGCCAGAACGAUGUCUCUUUCAGUCAGGUGCUGAAGCAGUCUCUACCGUUUCUCAUUUUGUGGCUCAUCAUCUUCGGCUUGGCCUAUUUGGUUCAUUUGUUCUUCGAGGAUGACGAGACUGGAAAGCCAAUCAAUAAGGAGAAACCGUUGGAUGGAAAACUGGAACUACUUCUCCCAAUCGAGAACGACUACACAGUCGAGGACCCAGUCUUCGGAAAACUCUACGAGGACCAAGUACCCAAAAUGGCAACAAUUCCAAGAAAGAGACGUUGA